AUGAGAACUAUACAUAAAAUUCAAAAUCAUUUUAAAAUAAACAAUCUUAAAACACAUCUUAUUUGUAAGCUUUGUGAAGCUUCUUACAACUUUGAUGUCCAGACAACCAAUUUAAAAAAUCACUAUGCGAAACAUCACCAAAAAGAUUAUCAAUUAAUUCUUGCAACAGAAGAAGCUAAAAAGAAACAAGUUAAAAAUACUAAUUUAAAAAAAAAAGACAUCAGUCAGUUUUUUGUAUCACUGUUCGAAAAUAAGGAAGAAUUAGAAGUUGUUCAAACUUUGAUUCCUUUAACAAAAAAAAGAAAAACUGAAGAAACUGAAGAAAAAACAGAAAAAGUGAAUAAAAAACUAAAAACUAUUGAAGUUAAAAAUAAUAUUAAAGAAACAUAUUCUAAUCAAGAAACAAAAAUUGAACAAGAAGAAUAUGAAAAAGUUGAAGUUGAUUUAAAUUGGGUUGAAGAAGACUCACAAGAAGAAUCUUCAACUAUUAGACCACAAGCCGAUUUUGAAAAUCGAUCAGAAGAAGAUUCUGAAGAAAUAUUAGUCAAUGAGACUAAUGAAUAUUAUUUUAAAAAUGGUGAAUUGCUUGAAGAUACGAUUAAUAAUCUUGUUGAAGGCAAAAUUAAAAUUAAAAAUUUUCCAUAUAUUGAAAUUUGUUUGAUUAAAGAUAUAUGGUAUUUGUCAGACAACAGAAGAUUAUAUUGCUUUCAACAAGCAAUUAAAAAAGGAUUAAAUAUAAAAAAAAUACUUGUUAAAGUUUGA
Molecule: messenger RNA, 762 nt
Organism: Racocetra persica
Lineage: Eukaryota; Fungi; Glomeromycota; Glomeromycetes; Diversisporales; Gigasporaceae
Source: the annotation of a GenBank genome assembly